Molecule: messenger RNA, 991 nt
Organism: Porites lobata
Lineage: Eukaryota; Metazoa; Cnidaria; Anthozoa; Scleractinia; Poritidae
Source: the annotation of a GenBank genome assembly
AUGAUGGAAAGAUUCGAAGAUUUGCUCGCUGCAAUGGAGGGAAACAUGGCGCACAGAUUGUCAAGGAUCAAAAAGCGACUAGAAUCCUUAGAGACCAUGGUAAGUUUUCUUCUUCUUUAAUUACGCAUGUGUUUGCAUGGCUCUGUCCACUUUGUCGUUUUAAAAUACCGUAAUUUCUCUCCUCGCGCGACAAACUAUGAGAAAGACAGGCAAUAUUGUUAUUGUUAUCGCAGUUGCUCUUCAUGUGGCGUCCAUUUGCUAUUCGUAGGAAACCUAGGAAGAUUUCAUUGAAUUUCUCAGGUGUAAUUAGUGUUUCCUAGAAAUUCAACAUUAUAUUCCUCUUGAUAAAAAAAAAGCGACUCUAGUAAACGCUAGCUAGCGUUGUUUCUUUACGUCAAAUUUAUCCCGAAAUUCUGUUCGUAAAUUUUCAACGUAAAUUAUAGUGUUAGUAAUUUGGUAAAUUUUUUGUUCUGCUUUUUUUUCACAGUAUCCAAGCCCACUUAACAUAGACCCAUUAUCAGUCAGUUUGUCUGCGAGUGUUCCGCCUCUUCAUGACUUGUCGACGAUUGACAUAGACACUUUCGAAAGCUUGAGCGCCGAAGUCAACACUAGCCUUUCAGUACAUUCGCUGGCUCCUGCUGCUUCUACACUGGAAACUUCUGCUGCUCCCACACUGGAAACUUCUGCUGUUCCUACAAUGGAAACUUCUGCUGCUACUACAGUGGAAACUCCUGCUGUUCCUACACUAGAAACUCCUGCUGAUCCUACACCAGCAACUCUCGCCAGGACCGUCAGUUCCAACAGUGCCGUAGACAGCGCCGUUGAAAUCCCAGUUGCAGAAGACGUUAUUCAGACAUGUGUAACCCCGAGGAAAGUACAGCGGGUUUGGGAAGCACUCCAAAAAGAAGCAAACAGGCACAGAUGCGCAGUUAACCUUCUUCCCUUCUUUUUCCCGAAGGAAGAAAUCAUGAACAGUAACACGGAUGGUUAG